Triplophysa rosa is the source of this 6015-nucleotide messenger RNA. It is a transcript of the gene plekha7b, whose product is annotated as pleckstrin homology domain containing, family A member 7b. The transcript is spliced from 29 exons. The record is from RefSeq and is a predicted model, not a curated record. Gene Ontology annotation, molecular function: protein binding. Lineage: Eukaryota; Metazoa; Chordata; Actinopteri; Cypriniformes; Nemacheilidae.
AACACUUGUUUGGACAGGUUUAACCUGACUAAACGAAUGCUUGUUGUGCUUAUUCGAAACUUUUCUUCACUUAUUGUUACCUUUGCUGUUAACAAAUAACUUCCGAAGCACUUCCGAAAAACACUUAGGCCUACAUCUAUUCACGUUCUCACGACGACACAUUUCUAACACGCAGUGGCAUUGAAAUCAAUCUGUUUUUACAAAGUGAACAAGAAUCCAACUGUGACGAAAUUGUGUAUUCGAGUUUGAGAAUGCGCGUGUGACUGGAGGCAGACUUCGGGAAUGUUCAUCUUUUCAUGUUUCAAAGUCGGAUCUGCAUGCGUUCAGCGUCACUGUUGUUCUGCAAUAAAACAUGUCGUGUACGUGGAUCCGCAGCCUCGACAUUCCACCUGAUGUAUGAUGUCCUCGUCGUUUUCUGUCGGCUUAUAAACUGAGACAAAGACUUUCCCCAAGUUUGGCCUGCCCCUUUAACAGCAGUGCAGCCCUAGUGGCGAUUAUCGGACCGUCCGAUUCCCUGGGAACUCUGCGGCGCAGCUUUUACUUUAAAGCGGGAUCAUGGCGGCUCCGCUCGGGCGGGACACAUUACCUGAUCACUGGUCCUACGGAGUCUGCAGAGACGGCAGGGUGUUUUUCAUCAACGACAAAACUCGCAGCACUACUUGGCUCCAUCCCCGCACUGGUGAACCUGUCAACUCUGGACACAUGAUACGAUCAGAUUUACCACGGGGAUGGGAAGAGGGCUUCACCGAGGAAGGCGCCAGCUACUUUAUAAACCACAACCAGAGGACGACAACGUUCAGGCAUCCUGUGACAGGACAGAUCUCCUCAGAAAACACUGACUUCAUUUUACACGACCAGGCAAAUUUACGCAUGUCCAAGCCACCACCAGAGCCGAGGCCUUCCAGCAUGGUCAGCGAGUCAUCUGUUGCCAUCUCCUUGUCCCCUGCAGAUGCCACCUCAGGAUCCAGGAGUGUGAAAGCCAGUGGGAAGGUGCAUUGCUUUGGCAAGCGUGAUCAUUCUAUCAAAAGGAACCCAAACGUGCCGGUGGUGGUGAGAGGAUGGCUCUACAAACAGGACAGCUCUGGCAUGAGACUAUGGAAGCGCAAGUGGUUUGUGUUGUCGGAUUACUGCUUGUUUUAUUAUAAAGACAGUCGAGAGGAGACAGUUCUUGGCAGCAUUCCUCUGCCCAGCUAUGUCAUUUCACCCGUGGGACCCGAGGACCACAUCAGCCGCAAGUAUGCUUUCAAGGCCUGCCACACUGGAAUGCGCUCGUACAUUUACAAUAAGAAUUCUCUGGUUGGCUCGCAGGCCGAGCACUGUGGCAUGAGGACCUACUUCUUCAGCGCGGACACGCAGGAGGAUAUGAAUGGCUGGAUCCGGGCCAUGAACCAGGCGGCACUGAUGCAGAGUCAUGCCGUGAAGAGAGACACAGAAAGAAUCUCAAAUCCCGAGCAUGUGGUCCCACAGACCAACCACUUCAGCACCAGCAUCAAAAGCUCCUCCCCGGCCGAGGGUCUCCAGCAGGCAGUGCGCGGGGAGGUUACUGAGCUGAGGCUUGAGCGAGACAGGGAAGAGUGUUAUGUUUACAGCAAGGAAGUGCCAGACGAUCCUGUUAAAAUCAUCUCCUCUGGAGAGAUGGAGAUAGAGGGGCUUUCCCAGACAGGUGCCCAUUCUCGCCCGCCGUCCACAGCACCCAAAUACAGGAAUGGGCUGUCCUCAGGGAUGCCCCCGGAUCAGAACGGGAAUGUUGCGUAUAAGAGGGGUCUCAUUCCCCACACGGACACAGAGAAAAAAGUUCAAAGGAAAACUGCAUUGGCUCAGGUCGAGCACUGGAUGAAGGUGCAGAAAGGAGAGCCCAAAAGCUAUCCCACCUCUGAGUACAGCCUAUCCCGUCGGACCCCUCCUCUCCAGCCUAAGGCCGCCAUGAUGGAGACGUACCAAUCGUUGCCAAAGACCAUGCGACACCACUCUGCAAGCAGUUCACCCCCAGUGCCCCGCAACCUGCCCAGCGACUACAAGUACGCCCACGAUCGCCUCAGUCACUUCCGAAUGUCCACAGAUGAGCGGCUGGCCACUAAAGAGGGCAUGGUGUGGCAGCUGUACGAGUGGCAACAGCGCCAACAGUUCCGCCACGGCAGCCCGACCGCUCCCAUCUAUACUGGACCCGACUACAUGGACACGGCCGCCUUCAGGGUCACUCUGGAGAUGCCAAGGUCUAUAUCUGUGCCCCCAUCACCGUGUGACUUAGCCCCACCCGGGCAUCCCUCAAAAUCCCUGUCCCCACGCAGGCCGCACACUCCUGCCGACAGGGUGACGGUACGCCCGCUGGAUGACUUCGCCACCCCGGAUACGCCCAGUUUGGGUUCUCCCAGAGGAAUAUGUUCCCAGAUUUCAAAGACGUCACAGAUAGAGAGGAGGUCCAUGCCAACAAUGGGCUACAUCACGCACACGGUCAGUGCGCCCAGUCUGCACGGCAAAACGCCGGAGGAGUUGACCCUGCUCCUCAUCCAGCUCAGGAGACACCGGGCCAAGAUGGCCAGCGUGCGCAGCGACACGUUCACACACCUGCAGAACCAGCACAACGGCCUCUCAGGCCCCAGUUUGCAGGCAGAUGACACUUACCUGCAGCUGAAGAAGGACCUGGAGUAUCUAGACCUGAAGGUGACCGGACGCGAUUCAUUUAGAGAUCGACCGCCUCGGCCUGUUAAAAUAGCUGAAAGUGACAUAGACGUAAAGCUGAGCAGGUUAUGUGAGCAGGACAAGAUCCUUCAAGAGCUGGAGGCCAGAAUACGCACACUCAAAGAGGACAAGGACAAACUAGAGUCAGUUCUGGAUGUUUCCCAUCAGCAGAUGGAGCAGUAUCAGGACCAGCCCGCCCAUGCAGAGAAGAUAGCCUACCAACAGAAGCUUCUGCGGGAGGACGUGGUGCACAUCAGAGCGGACAUCUCACAGGUGUCCACGGAGAUGGAGAACGCUUGGGCAGAGUACAGCCGGUUGGAAAGAGAUGCAGAUAGAUUGCGAUCAGCUCUUCAAUAACAGAUGAGCCACAGUGCUGUGUCUCAGCAAGAGAAAUCUCAGUUGAGGAAAGAGCUGUGGAGGAUUGAGGACGUGCUCGCAGGCCUGAGUUCCAGCAAAGCCAACUACAAAGUCACCAUUGACUCAGUGCGGAAUCCAGGUGAGAGCGGGCCCCUGCCUGCCACCACCCCCAUGCACUGGAACACGGGCCGAGAGUGGAAACUCGUGCCUUCAGCGUCAUUGUCCGCAGUGCCUUCUCUCUCUGCAAGCCCUUCCAUGGGAGAGCUGAAAGCCGGCCAGCACAGCCCCCACCUCAGCCCGGUGCAGUCUACCCAACAAGGACUUCACAAGCCAAAAUGGCCCGAAGAAGAUGCUCCACCUAGACCCCCCCUCCCUCACCUCUACAGUCCUGAUGAACACCCUCCAGCUGUGCCACCUCUCCCCAAAGAGACCUCUGUCAUCCGACACACUUCAGUACGCGGCCUGAAACGCCAGUCCGACGAGCGGAAACGCGACCGUGAGAUUGGGCAAUACACCAAUGGAGAUUAUAAGGUCGAGCUACGGCCGUUCCUCAGUGAACCUGAGCUGCUAGGAGUUGGUGGACAAAUGGGAGGCUUGAGCCGUGAUAGUGGCUACCAAACCCUGCCAAACAUAGGUUUGGCUGGCUCAUCUUCAAGACUAAACCAGUCAACAAACAUUUCGUCGUUUGUCACUCUCAGAAGAGGAGUCAUCACCACAAGCUUGAAGGAGAGACCAAAGAGUGCCUUGGAGCGUCUGUACUCCGGGGAGCCUGCGCAGCAGCGCGGUCGCAUGAGUGCCGAGGAGCAGCUGGCAAGAAUGAAGCGUCACCAAAAGGCUCUGGUACGGGAGCGUAAGAGAACGCUCAGCCACGGCGAGCGCCAGGCCUCCUCAUCUCGCACCUCCUCCGUCUCCAGACCGGUUUCUGCUGACCUGGGAUCAUGGAGGAGAGAGCAGGACUUUGAUUUGCAGCUGCUGGAGCGAGCGGUGCAGGGUGAGGAGAGACCGGCCGAGCACAAAGAGAGACAGCGCUCUCACUCAGAUGAAUGGCUCACCAUGAGCAGCACACCCAUGAGAGAGCUGGACCUGGAGCCUUUGGACUACCAGCUGGACCUCAGUAAAGAGCUGUCCAGACCACAGAAGGUGACUAUCCCUGAGCGCUAUGUGGACCAGGAGCCAGAAGAGCCUCUGAGCCCACAGGAGAUGGAGGCCCGUCACCGAAAAGUGGAGCGUAUCAAGAGCAUACUGGCUAAGUCCAGUGUCCAGACUAUGCCUCCUACAGCAGCAGUAGAUAAGCCAGUGUUGUUAGAUGUAGGCUCGGCUCUACAGGAGAAGGAGAGAAUCAUCACCAUGUCAUAUGCUUUAGCAUCAGAAGCGUCGCUCAAGAGCAAACAAGUGGCAGUCUCACCGCAGGUUAAUAGUCCCACCUCACUCCCUCAGCCUCCACCUCCUCCACCUCUUCCUCCACCCGCUCCCGGUGCCGUCUCCACGGCUCAGUCCGCCCCCCCUCCCGUGAGCAAUGGAAUUCACUACACCUUUGUCUAAUCAGAGCAAAACAAACCAAAGCUGUGUCUGGAUAUUGAGGUGCUGUCACAUUCUGAAAACUCCACUAGCGUUGGGCGAACCUAUCAGAUUAUUUACAUUUAGAGAUGAAGUUAACGCACUUUUUGGACUGACAUCGGAGUUCACCUCUGAAAUGCUUUUUUAGAGCUAUUAUAAAGUACUUAUUUGAUAUGGACAUUUUGCUGUGGAAACUGCUGUGCACACACUGUACACAAUCUAACCAUGAUAACCCAGAUAUAGAAGAGCCAUUUUGUAUACAUUAUUGCACUUUUAAUAUGCAUCAUACGUAGAGAACAUUUAAAGGGAUAGUCCACCCAAAAAUGAAAAUUCAGUCAUGAAUUACUCUCCCCCAACCUGUAUUUAUUUGUUCUGCUGAACACAAAGAAAGACAUUUGGAAAAACGUUAGCAACUGACAUUUCUGGAACAUCACUAGCCGGGUUUCCAUCCAAAGUUCCGAAUUUAGUUUAUGCGCAAAAUUGGAAUAUUGCAUAAAACAUUUGCGAAUAAGCACCGUUUCCUAGUCAACCGUCACUUCCUAAUAAACUGCCACUAAAUAUCAGUUAGAAAAGUAAGUGAAGGAACUGAAUAUAAUAAUUUUUAUACCUGUAUAUCAUAACACUUGCGCAAGCAGACGAUUAUGAAACACAAUAAAUGCGCUGCUUUUGUGGAUGUCUGCUGUUUGGGAAACACAGUCGUGGCAGUUCUAAGAGACAAUUACAGAAUACUUUGACAACUUUGCUCAGGUAUUUAAGAAUGACCAUAACAACAUUUCUGAUGCUGUGUAACAAGAUCAGUACUCUGGUUAGUCAGGUCACGCCGUCUCAUAGUGCAGUUACAUGACUUUUUGGAGGAAUUCAACAGAACCAAAAAAUUAUUCAAUAUUUUUCCUAUGGCGAUCUAUUAUGUCCCAGAAAUGUCAGUUGCUAACAUUUUUCCAAAUAUCUCUCUUUGUGUUGAACAAUCAGGUUUGGAACAAUCUGAGGGUGAGUAAAUGAUGACAGAAUUUUCAUUUUUGGGUGGAGUAUCCCUUUAAAGGUCAUAUUUGACUUCCGAAGGUAAGGCAGAUGUUUGAAACGAGUUGAGCUGAAGAACAAAAGUAAUGACAAAGUAAAAGUAUUAUACAUGUGCUGUAUUAUGAACGGGAAAGGUACAAAAUGUCGAAUCCAUUGUCGGUUGUAUUUUGUCAGUUCAGAUGAUAUUCUUACCAAAUCACUUGAAAUCUUAUUUUUUUGUAUCUACCUGUAGCACUGCCAGUUUCCAGUUAGCUUGCCAAAUGCAUUUUAUUUUUGUUGACAAAGUUAGGGAGAAAAUAACAUGAAAUAAUAUUUUCAGAUUUUUGGGGAAAGGGGUUGGGGAGAUGAUAUGCCACAUACUGUACUUUUUUAAAGAAACUGUAAAUAUUAAAGAUAUUAACAACC